AUGCAUCCUGAAGAACCCUCCACCGGUCGGCACUUGGUGCACAGUCACGCAACCGAAGGUGAUGUGCCAGGCACAGUCAAUUUGAAAGCUGCAGAGGGCGAUGAUACCGCCUACGGCCAGGCGCUGUACCCCAAGCUCGCGAUUCUGAUAACAUGUUCUCUGUUUUCAUUCUUGUCCAACUCGUCGCUCCUUGGCCCGUCGGUGUAUAUCGGCAUCUUCUCUGAAGAGUUUGGCAUCACCCCCAACACGGCAGCGGGCCUGAUCAACUAUCCAAACCUGGCGUUUGGUUUCGGUUCCCUCCUUUUGGUGCCGCUAUACCACAAAAUAGGUCGCCGCCCGGUCAUGCUCAUGUCCCUGAUUUGCUACUGCGUCGGACUCAUUGCCGCGUCGCAGGCCAAGUCCUUCAAUGGAUUGAUGGCUGCUAGGGUCAUCCACGCUUUCGGCUCUGGCGUAUGCGAGGCCCUUCCCGUCCAACUCGUCAACGACAUCUACUUCUUGCACGAGCGAGGAACUCGCCUAGGCAUUUACACGAUCUGCCUCUGCCUCGGCUCCACCGGUCCUCUCUAUGCCGGUUACAUGUUGGCGGGCGGCCACUCCUGGAGGCUCUUCUUCUACGUAGAAUUCGCCUUCGGAAUGGCCCUCUUGGUCUUCGCCUUCUUCGUCGUCGAAGAGACCACCUACCACCGCCCCACCCCCAGCGUCGCGCCCCACGGCUCCUCCAUCAUGGAGUCGGGCGAAAAGCCAGAGGUCGCGACGAGCGAGGUGGCCGCCGCCAUCCCCGCCCGCAAGACCUUUGUCGAGACCCUCAAGUUCUGGGGCACGUGGGAGAAGGACUCUCCCUUCUUCCUCAUGAUGAUCCGCUCCUUUUCUUAUUUCGCCAUCCCUCACGUCUUUUGGCUCAACUCUGGCCUCAUCACAAUCUCCACCAUUGUCGGCUAUGGCCUCGCGUUCCCCUUUACCUCGUCUUCUGAUCGCCUGGCGGCCCGUCUCACCCGCAAGAACAAUGGCAUUCGCGAGGCCGAGAUGCGUCUGGGUGUCAUGCUCCCGGCCAUGCUUCUCGCCCCCGCCGGUCUCAUCCUCUACGGCUUCAGCGCCCAAAAGAACCUGCACUGGAUUUGCUACUUUAUCGGUGUCGCCAUGAAUCAGUUUGCCAGUUACUUCUACUUCACCUUCACUCUUGCCUACGCGAUUGACAGCUACAACUCCAACAUUAGCGAGAUGCUGAUUGCCAUGAACCUCGGCAAGCAGGCCAUCAGCUUUGGCAUGGGUAUCAACCUUCUCAACUGGAUUCUAGAGCAUGGCUACGUCGUCAUGAUUGCGGGCGUAUUCUGCGGCAUCGUGCUCGCGAACAACCUCACUGUCAUCAUCUUCAUGCUCUACGGCAAACGCAUCCGAAACCAGAAAUUGUCCGCCAUCGAUGAUGAUGAAGAGUGCCAGCCGGGCCCAAGCCGGUGGUGGUUUGCCUCUUCGGCUUUCCCCAUGAUCGCCGGCACUCUUGGGCCUGUGGCAUCUGCCUUCAGUAUAUGCGCCCUCUCUAGGCCUUGGAGGCAAGUCGCCUCCCCCAACGGCGACACUGAUGCGCGACAGUUCAUCACCGAUCCACAGUGGUUGCUUGCGGUCAACGGGAUCCAGGUGGGGACGGCCCUAAUAUCCAAUAUGUUUUUGCUCCUCAACAUGGCGAAACGAAUCCGAUUCUCUGUUGCACAACCACUAACAAUUGUUGGAUGGCCCUCGGGCGUAUUAAACGACACAGACGAAUCUUUCAUCUGGACCGAGUCAUUCUGGUACGGCUUGUGGGCUGCCAUCAUCUACAUGGUCAUAGCCUCUCUUUUAGUAGUAACGGUGUACGGCGCUUUCACCCAUCACUACUCGGAGAAUUUCCACCUGACCGGAAGCCAGCGGACUCUCAUGCUCCAAACUAUUCUCCUACUCAUGUACAUCCUCAUCGGAUCUCUCGUAUUUUCGGUAAUCGAGGACUGGACAUAUUUUGACGCCGUGUACUGGGCAGAUGCUUCACUUUUUACCAUUGGUUUCGGCGAUAUUGUACCGACGACGCCCCUUGGCCGCGGCCUCUUGAUUCCCUACGCCUUGGUCGGUAUCAUCAGCGUCGGUCUCAUCAUCGGAUCUAUACGCAGCCUAAUUCUUGAGCGCGCGGCAUCCCGAGUCGACGCGAGGAUGGUGGAGAGGAUGCGGCGAAGGGCCAUCAAGAGUAUUGUUACCAAAGGGAAGGACGCCAUUUUCCGUCCCAUUGAAGAACAAACGGGCAACAAGGAAUCUUCGAGCUCCGGGCCACAGGGAUCCGACCUAGAUGACUAUGACGAGUUAUCCCGCAGAGAAGCCGAGUUCGACUUGAUGCGCGCCAUUCAAUACAAGGCGGGUGUCCAUAGCCGCUGGGUCACUACCGUGUUUUCCAUCGGGCCGUGGCUCCUUCUUUGGUUCCUCGGAGCCUUCAUCUUCGUCCAGUUUGAAAAGCCGUACCAACAGUGGUCUUAUUUUGAUGGCGUAUACUUCACAUUCAUCUGCCUGACUACGCUAGGCUACGGCGAUCUUACGGUUGUAUCUACCGGGGGCCGCUCGUUCUUCGUCUUCUGGACGCUUCUUGCUCUUCCGACCAUGACGGUGUUUAUCUCGAGUGCGAGCGAAACGAUUGUCAAGGUUGUUCGUGUGGUCACCCUCGAACUAGGCAAAAGAACGGUUUUGCCAGGAGAGCAUGGUUCCGAAGCAGACCUCGAAACCAUCCUCUACAUGCUCUCGUUCGGGCACCUAUUCAAGGAUAAGUUCAGUCUUGAAAGAAACAUCCAGAUAAAAAAGCGACAGUCAUGCAUUCUCGCCACCUCAGAAGCAGAUCAGAACAGUAGUUCCGGCCCCAGUACGAGCCAGGACACAAAGCCGGGCGAUUCCACUUCUCACAUCUCGCUCCACUCUCUCCCCGAUGCCGAACGGCGGUACAAGCUCAUCGAAGCUAUUACCGAACUAACUCUCGACCUCAGAUCCGAACCAGAAAAACAUUACUCGUAUGAGAAGUGGACCCAUUAUCUCCGGCUUCUUGGUGAGCAUGACGGCCUUUUGGCUGCUGUCUUCCGAUUCCUCGGACCGCCCGAAGAGAUGAGGAUGAUGAGGAUGCUGUCUCUGGUAAUGAAGACCGAACAGAACAUUUGGAAGGAUUGA
This is a messenger RNA of Parascedosporium putredinis, 3168 nucleotides long. Lineage: Eukaryota; Fungi; Ascomycota; Sordariomycetes; Microascales; Microascaceae. The record is from the annotation of a GenBank genome assembly.